AUGAACAGCAGAGCCCCCACAGUCCCAGUACCCCACAGUCCCAGUGCCCCACAGUCCCAGUACCCCAGAGCCCCAGUACCUCACAGUCCCAGUACCCCAGAGCCCCAGUACCCCACAUCCCCAGUACCCCACAUCCCCAGUACCCCACAUCCCCAAUACCCCACAUCCCCAGUACCCCACAGCCCCAGUGCCCCACAGCCCCAGUGCCCCACAGUCCCAGUGCCCCACAGUCCCAGUACCCCACAGCCCCAGUACCUCACAGUCCCAGUACCCCACAGCCCCAGUACCCCACAGCCCCAGUACCCCACAGCCCCAGUACCCCACAGCCCCAGUACCAGUACCCCACAGUCCCAGUACCUCACAGCCCCAGUACCUCACAGCCCCAGUGCCCCACAGCCCCAGUACCAGUCACAAUACAGCAAUGUAGGAGUUUGA
Molecule: messenger RNA, 435 nt
Organism: Hypomesus transpacificus
Lineage: Eukaryota; Metazoa; Chordata; Actinopteri; Osmeriformes; Osmeridae
Product: vegetative cell wall protein gp1-like
Exons: 1
Coding region: 1-435 (144 amino acids)
Source: RefSeq, a predicted model, not a curated record